AUGAAAGGAGUAUUACCGGCCAAAUGUGAUGGGAUGCCACGAACAUAUGUUCGAAAAACAACUGAAGCUAGUUGGAAUACCGAAGACUUAGUACAAGCCAUAAAUGUUGUUGCUAAUAAAGAGAUGAGUAUGCGUAAGGCUGCUAAAAAAUUAAAUAUACCAUACAGUACUCUCCAAGAAAGAAUAAACCACAGUAAUUAUCAACCACCAAGAUUAGGUUGUUUGUCAGUGUUUUCAUUAUCAAAUGAACGAGAAAUUGCUGAUCAUAUAAUUAAACUAGCUAAUCUUUUUUAUGGUUUGACCCCUUUACAAUUAAGAGCAGCUGCCUAUACAUUCGCUGUUAAAAAUAAUAUUAAAAACAAAUUUAAUCAUCAUCAUAAGCUUACUGGUGUUGAUUGGUUUCGAAAUUUUAUUAAACGGAAUCCUUCUGUAACUGUAAGAAAACCUGAAGCCACCAGCAUGAGUCGAAUUACUGCAUUUAACAAAACAGAGGUAACACUAUUCUUUCAAAAUCUUGAAAAAGUAAUGGAAAAAUAUAAAUUUACUCCAGCUAAUAUUUAUAAUAUGGACGAGACAGGGAUAAGUACAGUACAGGAUCCAGGCAAAAUUAUUGCUCCAAAAGGUCAGAAAAGAAAAGGCUCUAUUACUAGUUGGGAAAGAGGAAAGAAUGUAACAGUAAUCUGUGGAAUGAUUUCAUCUGGAACAUUUAUUCCACAAACCUUCAUUUUUCCUAGGAAAAGGAUGAGCAAUCAAUUAACUAAAAAUGGUCCUCCUGGAGCAUUAUAUCAAUGCACAAAAAAUGGUUGGACUAAUGAAGUUUUUCUUGAAUGGCUCAAACAUUUCAAUUAUCAUGCAAAACCAUCUCAAGAAUAUCCUAUUUUAUUAAUAUUGGAUAACCACAACAGUCAUAUUUCCAUGGCAGCCUAUGAAUUUUGCAGAUCAAAACAUAUUGUUAUGUUAUCAUUACUACCGCAUACUUCCCAUAGACUACAGCCAUUAGAUGUUAGUUUUUUUGGUCCACUAAAAGCUGUAUUUAAAAGAAAGUGUGACUUAUAUAUUAAAUCACAUUGUCUAGUAAAAAUAACACCAUAUGACUUAGCAGAGUUAUUUAAUAAAGCUUAUUCUUGUGUAGCUACAAUACAGAAAGGGAUUUCAGGGUUUGCCUCAACGGGCAUUGUGCCAAUGAAUCCUAAUAUUUUCACCGAUGAAGAUUAUUUUGCUGCUGUCACUUUAAAUUGUGAUGAUCCAAUUAAUGUAAUUGAAACCCCUAAUACUUCAAACUCAACUCCUCAAUCUUCUAAGAAUGCUGCUGAUUCUCUUGUUUCAACUCAAAUAUCUCAAAGCCUGAUUAGUAUUGAAGAAUUAACACCAAUUCCUAAAAAAAUGCCAAUAAAAAUGGUGAGAAGGGUAGCUGCUAAACAGCACUCCACUUUGAUAACAGGUACUCCUUCAUGGUACUCCCAUGAAAGAUAA
This is a messenger RNA of Rhopalosiphum padi (bird cherry-oat aphid), 1473 nucleotides long. RefSeq lists its product as uncharacterized. Bases 1 to 1473 code for a protein of 490 amino acids. The transcript is spliced from 2 exons. Gene Ontology annotation, molecular function: DNA binding. Gene Ontology annotation, cellular component: nucleus. The record is from RefSeq and is a predicted model, not a curated record. NCBI's taxonomy places the organism in Eukaryota, Metazoa, Arthropoda, Insecta, Hemiptera, Aphididae.